UUCGCUUCACAAUCCCAACGCACUUCUCUCUCUAUCUCUCACUUCUCUUCUUCCUCCUUUCCCUCUUCUUCACCAAUGCCACGUAACCCUAGAUUCUGCUUCUUCCUCUUCCUUCUCUUUCACUCCUCUGUUUUCUUCUUCAUCCCCUGUUUUUCCAUAGACGAACAGGGUCAAGCUCUUCUCUCAUGGAAAUCUCAGUUAAACAUCUCCGGAGACGCUUUAUCUUCUUGGAAAUCCUCCGAAUCGAAUCCUUGUCAAUGGGUCGGAAUCAGAUGCAACGAAAGAGGUCAAGUCUCGGAGAUACAACUCCAAGUCAUGGAUUUUCAAGGUCCGUUACCGGCGACGAAUCUCCGGCAGUUAAAGUCUCUGACUUUACUCAGUUUAACCUCCGUGAAUCUCACCGGUUCAAUCCCUAAAGAGCUUGGAGACUUGUCGGAGUUAGAAGUUCUUGAUUUAGCUGAUAAUUCUCUCUCUGGUGAAAUCCCUGUGGAAAUCUUCAAGCUCAAGAAACUCAAGACUCUGUCUCUCAACACAAACAAUCUCGAAGGUGUGAUUCCAUCGGAGUUAGGGAAUCUCGUUAACCUCGUCGAGCUCACUCUCUUCGACAAUAAACUCGCCGGAGAGAUUCCUAGAACCAUCGGAGAACUCAAGAAUCUAGAAAUCUUCCGUGCAGGUGGGAACAAGAAUCUCAGAGGAGAGCUUCCUUGGGAGAUUGGUAACUGCGAGAGUCUUGUGACUUUAGGUCUCGCCGAAACAAGUCUCUCCGGUAAACUUCCGGCGUCGAUCGGAAACCUGAAAAAAGUUCAGACAAUAGCUCUGUACACGUCACUCUUGUCUGGUCCAAUCCCUGAUGAGAUUGGAAACUGCACAGAGCUUCAAAACCUCUACUUGUACCAAAACUCUAUCUCUGGAUCGAUUCCUGUAUCAUUGGGACGUCUCAAGAAGCUUCAAAGUCUUCUCUUAUGGCAAAACAAUCUCGUCGGGAAAAUACCCACCGAGCUAGGCACCUGUCCGGAGCUUUUCCUCGUCGAUUUAUCUGAAAAUCUCCUCACCGGAAACAUCCCAAGAAGCUUCGGAAAUCUUCCAAAUCUCCAAGAACUUCAGCUCAGCGUUAACCAACUUUCCGGUACAAUCCCUGAAGAGCUCGCGAAUUGCACGAAGCUGACGCAUUUAGAGAUCGAUAACAACCAAAUCUCCGGCGAGAUUCCACCGUUGAUCGGAAAAUUAACAAGCUUGACGAUGUUCUUCGCGUGGCAGAAUCAGUUAACCGGAAAAAUUCCAGAGUCUCUUUCUCAAUGCCAAGAGCUUCAAGCGAUCGAUCUCUCUUACAACAAUCUCUCUGGUUCGAUACCUAAUGGAAUCUUUGAGAUACGUAACCUCACGAAGCUUCUUCUUCUCUCUAAUUACUUAUCUGGAUUCAUUCCACCGGAUAUUGGAAACUGUACGAAUCUUUACCGGUUAAGACUCAACGGAAACAGACUUGCGGGGAAUAUUCCGGCGGAGAUUGGGAAUCUGAAAAACAUCAACUUUAUCGAUAUAAGUGAGAAUCGUCUCAUCGGAAACAUACCUCCGGAGAUCUCCGGUUGUACAAGUCUCGAAUUCGUCGAUCUACAUUCAAACGGUUUAACCGGUGGUUUACCCGGUACACUUCCGAAGAGCUUACAAUUCAUCGAUUUAUCCGAUAAUUCGUUAACCGGUCCUCUACCAACCGGAAUCGGAUCGUUAACCGAACUCACGAAGCUCAAUCUCGCUAAAAACCGAUUCUCCGGCGAAAUCCCUAGAGAGAUCUCUUCUUGUCGGAGUUUACAGCUUCUCAACCUCGGCGACAAUGGCUUCACCGGAGAAAUCCCAAACGAGUUAGGACGAAUCCCGUCUCUUGCUAUAGCUCUGAAUCUCAGCUGCAAUAACUUCGCCGGAGAGAUCCCGUCGAGAUUCUCCAGCCUCACUAAUCUCGGAACCCUCGAUAUCUCUCACAACAAACUCACCGGAAACUUAAACGUCUUAGCUGAUCUACAGAAUCUCGUCUCACUCAACAUCUCUUUCAACGAAUUCUCCGGCGAGUUACCAAACACUCUGUUUUUCAGGAAACUUCCACUCUCUGUUCUUGAAUCAAACAAAGGGCUUUUUAUCUCGACCCGACCCGAGAAUGGGAUCCAAACCCGACACCGCUCCGCCGUGAAGUUAACCAUGUCGAUCCUCGUUGCCGCAAGUGUCGUUCUUGUUCUCAUGGCGAUUUACACUCUCGUCAAAGCACAAAAAGUCGCCGGAAAACAAGAGGAACUAGAUUCUUGGGAAGUGACUCUUUAUCAAAAACUCGAUUUCUCCAUCGACGACAUCGUCAAGAAUCUAACUUCAGCUAACGUGAUCGGAACUGGAAGCUCCGGUGUAGUUUACAGAGUCACAAUCCCGUCGGGUGAAACAUUAGCCGUGAAGAAAAUGUGGUCAAAGGAAGAAAACGGAGCGUUUAACUCAGAGAUCAACACUCUUGGAUCGAUUCGACAUCGAAACAUAAUCCGUCUCUUGGGUUGGUGUUCGAACCGGAAUCUGAAGCUCUUGUUCUAUGAUUAUCUUCCUAACGGAAGUUUAAGCUCUCUGCUUCAUGGUGCCGGUAAAGGAAGUGGAGGAGCUGACUGGCAAGCACGUUACGACGUCGCUUUAGGCGUUGCACAUGCUCUUGCUUAUCUUCACCAUGAUUGUUUACCUCCGAUUCUUCACGGUGACGUUAAAGCUAUGAAUGUCUUGUUGGGUUCCCGGUUCGAAUCUUACUUAGCCGAUUUCGGUUUAGCGAAAAUCGUCUCCGGUGAGGGAGUUAUCGAUGGAGAUUCGUCGAAAUUGAGUAACCGGCCUCCGUUAGCCGGUUCUUACGGUUACAUGGCUCCAGAACAUGCUUCAAUGCAACAUAUAACCGAAAAGAGUGAUGUGUAUAGCUAUGGAGUGGUGCUACUAGAAGUUUUAACCGGGAAGCAUCCAUUGGAUCCGGAUCUACCCGGUGGUGCUCAUUUGGUUCAAUGGGUGAGAGAUCAUUUAGCCGGAAAGAAAGAUCCUAGAGAAAUUCUUGACCCGAGACUCCGCGGACGAGCAGAUCCCAUAAUGCAUGAGAUGCUACAAACUCUAGCGGUCGCGUUCCUUUGCGUGAGCAAUAAGGCAGCUGAUCGGCCUAUGAUGAAAGACAUUGUGGCAAUGCUUAAAGAGAUUAGGCAGUUUGAUAUCGAGCGAUCGGAAACCGAUAUGAUUAAAGGCGGAAAAUGCGAAAAAUGGCAGCCGCAACCGUUACCACCGGAGAAAAUUGUCAAUACUCCUCGAGGUUCAUCUAAUUGUUCGUUUGCUUUCUCGGAUGAAUCCGUAUAAAGAACAAACUAUAGAACUACGAUUAGGGUGAUGACAUUUAUAAAAGGGUGUGUGAAUACUUGUUGUGGAUGAUUGUUAGAAUCAGGAAAAGGAAGAUCUAAGCUUAGCUUAUUAUUUUGGUUUGUGAGUUUUAAUUUUAUUUUUCUUGCAAACGAGUUGAAGAAUGUAUUGUACAAUAAUUGCAAUAGAUUGAAGUGGUUUAU
This is a messenger RNA of Arabidopsis arenosa, 3551 nucleotides long. NCBI's taxonomy places the organism in Eukaryota, Viridiplantae, Streptophyta, Magnoliopsida, Brassicales, Brassicaceae. The record is from the annotation of a GenBank genome assembly.